UCAAAUUUAACUGCUCUGAUCACUCAUGUCCCAUCUUCAAACGCUUUAACAGUUUACUCACUUUCAAAAUUUAACCUAAUGUUCAAAGUUCAAAUCGUUAAAAAUCUCUCUUAUUUCUCCUGACUUCUUCAUACGGAAUACUGUAUAAUUCAUACUCACAAGAGGUGGGUUUUCUUCUUUUCAGUGGCCCGUACCAAACUACCUCAGGGCUGGAGAGCUUGAAAUCCUUCUUAGUAAACAGCCACGAAGAACGGGAAAGCAUCUCAGUAUAUUUGUUGAACAGGGAAUAAAAAAUGCCUCAAAGGAAUCCUCUUGGGGUUUCUUCCCAGCUUAGAGUUUCAUGCUCUGAUGCAGAGCAGCUGCGGGGUCGGCCAUUGACUGAACGGAGCCCCAGAUUGCUUGGUGAUCGUCCAUCUCCAAGGGGUUCUCGAUCUGACCCGACAGCCCAAAAGAAACUGGGAUUACGCAUUUCUUACUUAGAAAACCAACUUGGGCUGGCUCAGGAGGAACUAAAAUGUCUUAAGGAGCAGUUAACCUCAACAGAGAUUGCAAAGAAACUGGUGCAAGAGAAAGUUAAGAAGAAAACUAUGAAACCUGCUGUUCCCAAGCAAAACUUCCCUGACAAUGAAAAAGAAAACAGGCAUGCAAGUGAGGUUUUUGAUGAUAGCUCGAAAGAAUUUGAUGAGGUAAGCAUGUUAAGGGCCGAACUGGAAGAGAAGGAAAAAGAACUUGCAAAUGUCUACAGAGAAAAUGAGAGCCUUAAGCAGCAAAUGAACGAAGAGGCUAUGGAGGCAUCAUUAGCCAAGAAAAAGGAAGAAGAAACCACUCUCCAUUUGAAGCAGGUUAAAGAAGAGUUGGAAACUUCUAGAAACAAUGCAGUCAUGUUGAGUGAAAAGCUAGUGGACAGUGAGAAGACGAAGGAGGCAUUAGAGGCAGAGGUAAAGAAGCUGAGUAUACAAACUGAACAAUGGAUGAAAGCAGCAGAUGCCGCGGCUUCACUUCUUUCAGGGGACCAGGAGAUAAUGAUGAAUGGGAGAAGGAUGUCUGAAAGGUAUCGCAAAAGUGUACUUGAACCGGUAGCUAGGGGAUACGUGGGACAUCCUGUCUUGUUUCAUGACUCUGAGGAUGCUUCUGAAAGCGGGAGGAAGAAAGGUUCUGGCAUCAAAAUAUUCGGCGAUCUCUGGAGAAAGAAGAGCCAGAAAUAAGGGCUUGGAAAUUGGUAUCUAUUAGGAGGAUUCUACACUUGGUACAUGUUCAACUUUACAUCCAAUACUUUGGAUGUUUUCAUGUAGGAAUGAAUGUUGAGGGUGGGGAAGGAUAGUUAGAGCAUGUCAAUAUGUUAUCAAAUCAAUGUAGAGCUAAGUUGCAGUAUCCUUGUUGCCCUAUUUCCCUUCCGCUUUAUUUACAAUAGUGCUUUGAUUUUUUUUUUAUCAUCACAAUAGUGCUUUGAUUUAAUAAUUCUUCCGUCUUGUAUUAGUUCUGAACAAUCCCAUAA
Messenger RNA from Cuscuta europaea, 1495 nucleotides. The record is from the annotation of a GenBank genome assembly. Lineage: Eukaryota; Viridiplantae; Streptophyta; Magnoliopsida; Solanales; Convolvulaceae.